AUGAUUGAACUGAAUAGUGAGCAAACACAAUUAGAAUGGCUAGCUGCUUCGAAAUCGAUAAGCCCCAGAAUUACAGCUCAAGAAAUAUGCUCACACCACCACUCUUUAAAUGUAAAUACAGCAAUAUUCAUAUGCGAAGCCCUAACGCAAUACAACAAGCAACUACUGUACUAUGCCAAACAGGAGCUCAAGAACUCAUUUCGGUACAUAUGGAUUAAGAAAGGUGUUCUGCGUGUACGCCGGGCAGGAGAAAGCCAGAAACCAAUUAUAAUACGUUCAGCGGAUGAUGUCAAAAGAGUUAAGCUAAGUACCUCCUAA
Molecule: messenger RNA, 318 nt
Organism: Parnassius apollo (apollo)
Lineage: Eukaryota; Metazoa; Arthropoda; Insecta; Lepidoptera; Papilionidae
Source: the annotation of a GenBank genome assembly